This is a messenger RNA of Mercurialis annua (annual mercury), 2401 nucleotides long. Its product is annotated as subtilisin-like protease SBT3.3. Gene Ontology annotation, molecular function: serine-type endopeptidase activity. Lineage: Eukaryota; Viridiplantae; Streptophyta; Magnoliopsida; Malpighiales; Euphorbiaceae. Gene Ontology annotation, biological process: proteolysis. The record is from RefSeq and is a predicted model, not a curated record.
GUGAUUCUACAGGUUCAUAUUGUUUAUCUAGGGGAGAAGCAACAUGAUGAUCUUGAGCUUAUCAGACUCCCAUCAUGAUAUGCUUGCCAAUGUUGUUGGAAGCAAGGAAUUGGCCUCAGAAUCGAUGGUGUACAGCUACAAACAUGAAUUCUCUGGGUUUGCAGCCAAGUUGACAGAGUCUCAAGCUCAAGAGUUUGCUAAUUUGCCAGGAGUUGUUGGAGUUUUACCAAAUAGUCUUCACAGGCUGCAAACGACUAGGAGUUGGGACUUCUCAGGCCUUUCUUCUCAUUCUCCUACUAAUAUACUUCAUAACAGUAGCAUGGGUGAUGGAGUUGUAAUUGGUGUAUUUGACACAGGUAUAUGGCCCGAGUCUAAAGCAUUCAGCGAUGAAGGACUUGGACCCAUCCCAUCCCGCUGGAAAGGUGUUUGUGUUUCCGGGGGGCGCUUCAAUCCCGCCCUUCAUUGUAACAAGAAAAUAAUUGGGGCUCGUUGGUAUAUUGAUGGAUUUCUUGUCGAGUAUGGAAAGCCCCUAAACUUAUCUGGUGAUGUUGAAUUUUUAUCUGCAAGAGAUGCAAAUGGACAUGGAACGCACACGGCUAGCACUGCAGCUGGAGCAUUUGUGAGCAAUGUCAGCUACAAAGGUCUAGCUCCAGGGAUUAUAAGAGGUGGAGCGCCCCGUGCUCGAUUAGCUAUUUACAAGGUUUGCUGGGAUGUACUUGGAGGACAGUGCUCAUCUGCUGAUAUUUUGAAGGCCUUUGAUGAAGCAAUACAUGAUGGGGUUGAUGUGUUAUCCUUGUCAAUUGGCUCUUUAAUUCCUCUAUUUUUAGACACUGAUGAUGGACGCGAUGGUAUAGCUACCAGUUCCUUUCAUGCAGUUGAUAAGGGCAUCACUGUCGUUUGUGGAGCUUCAAAUGAUGGACCAUCUGCUCAGACUGUGCAGAAUACAGCACCUUGGAUUUUGAAUGUUGCAGCAAGCACCAUGGAUCGAACAUUUCCAACCCCCAUAACACUGGGGAACAAUAAAACAUUUCUGGGCCAAGCCAUAUUUACUGGAAAGGAUGUUGGUUUAAGAGGCUUACUUUAUCCGUCCUCCGGACUUGACCCCAAUGCAGCAGGUUCCUAUCAAUCUUUAUCACUUAAUGCUACAUCAGUGGUCGGAAAGGUGGUGCUCUGCUUCACCUCAACGGCUCAGAGAGCUUCAGUAACAAACGCCGUAGAAGCUGUCAAGGAAGCAGGUGGAGUAGGGCUGAUUGUUGGCAAAAAUCCGAGCGAUGCAUUGUAUCCAUGCAGUGGCGAUUUCCCAUGCAUUGAAGUGGACUAUGAGAUUGGGACCUGGAUUCCGUUUUACAUCCGUUCUACCAGAUUUUCUACAGUAGAGUUGAGUAGAUCUAGAACAAUCGUGGGGAAGCAUGUGUUGCCAAAGAUCGCGCAUUUCUCAUCUAGAGGGCCUAACUCAAUUGCUCCAGCAAUUCUCAAGCCUGAUAUAGCUGCACCGGGAGUGAACAUAUUAGCUACUACUUCACCUCUUGAUCCAUUCGAGGAAAAUGGUUAUACCAUGCAUUCAGGAACGUCUAUGUCAACUCCUCAUAUCUCAGGCAUGGUGGCUCUUCUCAAAGCAUUGCAUCCUCAAUGGUCUCCUGCAGCUAUUAAGUCUGCACUUGUCACAACGGCAUGGAGGAAUCAUCCUAUAGGUUAUCCAAUCUUUGCGGAGGGAUCUCCUCAAAAGCUGGCAAACCCAUUUGACAUGGGAGGAGGCAUCGUAAACCCAAAUGGAGCAGCAGACCCUGGUCUUGUAUAUGACAUGGGUACACCUCACUACGUUCAUUACCUCUGUGCUAUGGGUUACAACAAUACUUCUAUUUCUAGUCUUACAAGACAACCCAUAGUGUGCCUUGGGAAAGAAACAUCCAUCUUGGACAUCAACUUGCCUUCCAUAACCAUACCAAAUCUUAGAAACUCGGUUACAAUCACCAGAACCCUAACAAAUGUAGGACCAACCAAUUCCAUAUACAGAGCUGUGAUUGAACCUCCGAUUGGCACAUAUAUUACAGUAAAACCAGAUAAGUUGGUCUUUAACAGAAAAUCAAAGAAAAUCAUCUUCACGGUCACAGUUACAGCAAUCCACCAGGUGAAUACAUGCUACUAUUUUGGAAGCCUGUCGUGGAGUGACGGGGCCCAUACUGUGACAAGUCCUUUGUCAGUGAGAACAGAAAUGUCACAACCUUAUGUUGAUGAAAACUAGGAAAUGGAAUAAACAUCCGUCGUUUCAUAUAUACAAUUCAUCAUGUUAUAUAAAUACAAUGUUCUUAAACGUAUUCCUCUAUUCAGCUAUAAUUAAAGGGGAAAAUCAAUUACAUUCAUCUACAUUCUGGAAGACAUUAUUGUGUCAUUAUCCUAUCCA